Molecule: messenger RNA, 1398 nt
Organism: Nyctereutes procyonoides (raccoon dog)
Lineage: Eukaryota; Metazoa; Chordata; Mammalia; Carnivora; Canidae
Gene: ALAD
Product: aminolevulinate dehydratase
Exons: 12
Coding region: 311-1303 (330 amino acids)
Biological process (GO): heme biosynthetic process
Cellular component (GO): cytosol
Molecular function (GO): zinc ion binding; porphobilinogen synthase activity
Source: RefSeq, a predicted model, not a curated record
CAGGCUCGCAGCUCUUCUGACCCCCCUUCCCACGAUGGCAGCUCUUAGGGCCCAGAUUGGGGAAGUUGCCAUCUAAGGAGGAGAUGCCUUCACCAUCAGUCUGCAAAACUGCCUCUUCUAUGAAGCCAUGCUUGACACCUGGAGACACAGGCCCCUCCCACAGAUAACAUCUAGUCCACCCCUCUCCUGCAGUGUCAGUGUGGUGAUCAUUUCUCCUCACCAUAGAAGCUGCUGGAAGAGCUGAGUGUGCAGCCACCGCUCCGGAGCCUGCGGUUCCCACCAGCCAGGUGCCGUGAUCCCGCUGCCCACCAUGCAGCCCCAGUCGGUCCUGCACAGCGGCUACUUCCACCCGCUGCUCCGCACCUGGCAGACAGCCGCCACGACCCUCAGUGCCUCCAACCUCAUCUACCCCAUCUUUGUCACGGACGUUCCUGAUGACGUACAGCCCAUCAGCAGCCUCCCAGGAGUGGCCAGGUAUGGUGUAAACCGGCUGGAAGAGAUGCUGAAGCCCCUGGUGGAAGAGGGCCUGCGCUGUGUCCUGGUCUUUGGAGUCCCCAGCAGAGUCCCCAAGGAUGAGCGGGGUUCGGCAGCCGACUCCGAGGACUCCCCGGCUAUCGAGGCCAUCCGCCUGUUGCGCAAGACAUUCCCCAGCCUUCUGGUGGCCUGCGACGUCUGCCUGUGCCCUUACACCUCCCAUGGUCACUGUGGGCUCCUGAGCAAGAAUGGGGCCUUCCUGGCUGAGGAGAGCCGCCAGCGGCUAGCAGAAGUGGCACUGGCCUAUGCCAAGGCAGGAUGUCAGGUGGUAGCCCCAUCGGACAUGAUGGACGGACGCGUGGAAGCCAUCAAGGAGGCUCUGAUGGCACAUGGACUUGGCAACAGGGUGUCAGUGAUGAGCUAUAGUGCCAAAUUUGCAUCCUGUUUCUACGGACCUUUCCGGGACGCGGCGCAGUCCAGCCCGGCUUUUGGAGACCGCCGCUGCUACCAGCUGCCGCCGGGAGCGCGGGGCCUGGCCCUCCGAGCAGUGGCCCGGGAUGUACGGGAAGGAGCCGACAUGCUCAUGGUGAAGCCGGGAAUGCCCUACCUGGACGUCGUGCGGGAGGUCAAGGACAAGCACCCUGAGCUCCCUCUUGCCGUGUACCACGUUUCCGGAGAGUUUGCCAUGCUGUGGCACGGAGCCCGGGCCGGGGCGUUUGAUCUCAAGGCUGCUGUUCUGGAGGCCAUGACUGCCUUCCGCCGCGCAGGUGCCGACAUCAUCAUCACCUACUACACACCUCAGCUAUUGCAGUGGCUGAAGGAGGAGUGAUGGAGACCGAGCACAAGACCAACAGCUAGGACUUUUAAAAGGUCCCAGGGCCUUGGAGAAGUGAAAACCAAAGUAAAUGCUGCUUUAGAACUGUG